GAGGCUUUUGGCUGGGUGCUGGCCGCUGCGGACAUGCUCCAGGAGCUCUGUGGAUUUCUAAAAAGUUUGAGAGCUGUGAAGAUCAUAGUUAGUCAAUGGUCUCCACGUGAUGCGCCUAUAUAACGGGCGUGAUUCUUCUCUGCAAACUUCAUUCUUCUCAAGACUCUUGUGAGGACAUCACACACCUGCUUGAAGAUUUUGCAGCUAAGCUGCACAGCUUCACCAUGUUGCUACCAUUCCUGUUCCUCUUUUUUGCAUCGUUUGUAAGUGUCGGGCAAUGCGAGGUGGUGAGCAGUUUUAAUAAAUGCCCCAGCUUCUUCUUGGAUGGAAAACUUCCUGACGAUAACCUGAAGCCGCUCAACCCAGCCAGGAUUUGCCAGACAUACAGGAACAAAGUGUUCUAUGCCACGAUGUAUGACAGGACAAACCGCAUUCCUGUCUACUCUGCAUACCUUUACACCCCUUCUCCGGGUGACAGGUCUACCGACUGGAUGAUAGAGCCCCAGCUCGUGCGGAGCAACCUUAACAGAAACAUGGAAGAUGAGCGAGAGAGCACCAUUCCUCCCGCACAGAUCGCUGCAAGCCAGGCCACUUUCAACGACUAUGCAGCAGCCCCUUAUUACGUAGAUAAAGGCCACUUGAACCCCGUGGUCCAUCAUAACACAGAUGACAGCAAAGCCGCCACGUUCACCUUGACCAACAUUGUGCCCCAGUUCAACAAACUCAACCAAGGGCCCUGGGUCAAUUACGAAACUCAGACCAUGUCGCAGAAGACGGCUCAGAACAGGUGCACUAAAGUCCACGUCAUGGUGGGAGCCGUGCCGGGGAAGGACUUCAUAUCAAAUAAGAGAGUCAAUUACCCCAGCUAUGUCUGGUCGGCAUCCUGCUGUGUGAAUGCCCAAAACAAAAGGGUGUCCUGGGCCGUCAUUGCAAGCAACGACCCGAAGAAGCCACCGGCAGUAACGGAGCGCACCCUGCGGCAACUGGAGCAGCAGCUUGCCACCCUGUAUGGCAAGAGGAGCAUCAACCUUUUCAACAGUUCCUGUUACUAGCCCAAACUCUUCCCGCGUGCUUUGCCCUUGCUGAAUUGUCUUCUGAGAGUCGAAUGUGGUGUGGUAGUGGAAGACCAGAGCAAUGGCUCCUCUAGCGUCUCUGCUCUCUGGUGCUGUGCCUGGCUUUGCUAUUGCUUUAGAUCCUUGCAAAACAGGGAAACAAAGGAGAUGAGUCAUAUCUGUCCUACUACAAACCAUGCCUCUCUCAUCCCACUUCCAGCCCUUAAGAAUGACGACCUUUUUCCAGCCUGAGUCGCACUGGAAGCAUUUUCUAGCUAGCAACAGCUUUACUGCCCUGUAAUCACUGCACUGCAGCAGCUGCAUCUAAAAAAUUCUUUUUCUAACUUUAUCUAUUCAAGACCCCCCCCCCGAACAACUGGCCACAAUGUCAUGCUGCCAUGUGAUUCAAGGUCACAGUUAUCCGAUGAUGCUGGCUCGAUGCUGGUUCCAUCCCAUCUCCUUCAUUUGUCACCUGGCACAGUAAAUUUUGAGACUGGUCUUAAAAGGAGAUGGAACAACUAUCGUGUCUCCAAAUCACAUCUUGGUUGCUCAUUAGUUUAGGUGUCUGGUUUUCACUCCUUUUCGAUGCUAAAAAAACCCUUAUGUCAAAUAAAAGCUUAACGCAA
This is a messenger RNA of Eublepharis macularius, 1678 nucleotides long. RefSeq names its product endonuclease domain-containing 1 protein-like. Gene Ontology annotation, molecular function: metal ion binding; nucleic acid binding; hydrolase activity. The record is from RefSeq and is a predicted model, not a curated record. NCBI's taxonomy places the organism in Eukaryota, Metazoa, Chordata, Lepidosauria, Squamata, Eublepharidae. The transcript is spliced from 4 exons. Bases 225 to 1052 code for a protein of 275 amino acids.